Molecule: messenger RNA, 264 nt
Organism: Dibothriocephalus latus
Lineage: Eukaryota; Metazoa; Platyhelminthes; Cestoda; Diphyllobothriidea; Diphyllobothriidae
Source: the annotation of a GenBank genome assembly
GUAUUGAAACUGUCAGCUCUGGGGGAGCUUCUGGCCGCGGAAACAUCCUCCUCCGGCGGUGUUAGCAGCGGCGAUCCGGCCAACAGUCGUCAGUUCGAACACCUGGAUCGUACUCUGGCUCUAACCUACCUUGUUGGUUUACUUAUAAAAUUUGAGCUGGCCGUUCCACUGGACUCGCGUCAUCUCCUUAUGCCCACUUUACUGCCAGCCAAGUCUCCUCGGACAGCUGGCAACGCUGAGGCGAUAUCCAGACAGCGUUUUUAG